Plasmodium relictum is the source of this 1554-nucleotide messenger RNA. RefSeq names its product cysteine desulfurase, putative (gene NFS). Gene Ontology annotation, biological process: iron-sulfur cluster assembly. The transcript has a single exon. Lineage: Eukaryota; Apicomplexa; Aconoidasida; Haemosporida; Plasmodiidae. The record is from RefSeq and is a predicted model, not a curated record. Gene Ontology annotation, molecular function: cysteine desulfurase activity. The coding region runs from base 1 to 1554 and encodes 517 amino acids. Gene Ontology annotation, cellular component: cytosol; mitochondrion.
AUGAAAGUUCUUCACGUUUUAAAAAAUCUGAACAUUCAAAGCAGUUCACUAGUUAAAAUUUGUAAAAAUGAGAAGACAACAAACUUCAAAAAAGUUUUAGUAAAUAACUGGAGUAAUUUAAAGAGGAAUAAUGAAUUUAUUGAGAAUGUGAAUGAAAAUAAUUUGAAUGAUAGAAAUAAUUAUGAAGAGUUAAAUAAUAAAAAUGAUGGUGAAGAUGAUAUAGUAAAUAAUUUAAGCGAUAAUAUAAAAAGAACAUUAAAUAAAAAUGAGGAAUUUAUUAGAAAUAAUGAAAUUUUUGAUAAUGUUAAAGAAAAUCAAAAGAGUAAAAUGAAUAGAUUUUAUUUAGAUAGUCAAGCAACUACAAUGAUUGAUCCUCGAGUAUUAGAUAAAAUGUUACCUUAUAUGACAUAUAUAUAUGGAAAUGCACAUUCAAGAAAUCAUUUUUUUGGUUGGGAAUCAGAAAAAGCAGUAGAAGAUUCAAGAAAAAAUAUUAUUAAUUUAAUUAAUGGGAAAAACAAUAAGGAAAUUAUAUUUACAUCUGGAGCAACUGAAAGUAACAAUUUAGCAUUAAUUGGAAUAUGCACUUAUUAUAAUAAACUUAAUAAUAAGAAGAAUCAUAUCAUAACUUCACAAAUUGAGCACAAGUGUAUUUUACAAACAUGUAGAUAUUUACAAACAAAAGGGUUUGAAGUAACUUAUUUAAAACCAGAUGAAAAAGGUAUUAUAAAAUUAGAGGAUAUUAAAAAUAGUAUAAAAGAUAAUACUAUAAUGGCAUCUUUUAUUUAUGUAAAUAAUGAAAUUGGAGUAUUUCAAGAUAUUGAAAAUAUUGGAAAGUUAUGUAAAGAAAAAGAUAUUCUAUUUCAUACUGAUGCAUCCCAAGCAGUUGGGAAAAUUUCUGUUGAUGUUCAAAAAAUGAAUAUUGAUUUAAUGUCAAUAUCUGCUCAUAAAAUGUAUGGACCAAAAGGAAUAGGUGCAUUAUAUAUUAAAAGAAAAAAACCAAACAUAAGAUUAAAUGCGAUAAUUCAUGGAGGUGGGCAAGAAAGAGGAUUAAGAUCAGGAACUUUACCUACUCAUCUAAUUGUUGGUUUUGGGGAAGCAGCAAAUAUAUGUAAUAAAGAAAUGAAUCGUGACAAUAAAAAAAUGCGUUUCUUUUUUAACUAUGUAAAAGAUCAUUUAUCAAAACAUUUAGAUUAUAUUAUAUUUAAUGGAUGCCAAAUAAAUAGAUAUUUUGGUAAUAUUAAUAUUUCCUUUUUAUUCGUUGAAGGAGAAAGUUUAUUAAUGUCAUUAAACGAAAUAGCUUUGAGUUCAGGUUCUGCUUGUACUUCUAGCACGUUAGAACCAAGUUAUGUUUUAAGAUCAAUAGGAGUUUCAGAAGAUAUUGCACAUACAUCAAUACGAAUUGGUUUUAAUAGAUUCACAACUUUUUUUGAAGUAGAACAAUUAUGUAUUAAUUUAGUUAAAGCAGUUAAAAGAUUAAGAAAUAUUUCACCAUUAUAUGAAAUGGAAUUAGAAAAAAAAUCUUCAAAUCAAACACCCCAAUUUAUUUGGACAUAA